UGCGGCGCGUGGACCAGACGCACGCUUCUUGGUACGUGUUUUCGCGGUAAAGGACCAAGAGAUUGAAAUAUGGCAGUGAGUGUAAGUGAAGUGGAAGCUGAGAUGCAACAAAGGGAAGAAGGGGAGGAAGAUGAUCGUUCAAUAACCAGGUCAUUCAGUGGCAGUGGAGAGGAUUCUUUGGAUAGCCUCCUGAACCAUCAGUGUCCCCUCACUCCCUCGUUGUCGCCACGGAAACGCUCAACUGGCCAGAGCAAGACAGAGCCUCCCCUGUUGAGGACCAAUAAGAGGACCAUCUACACUGCAGGACGCCCCCCCUGGUACAAUGUUACAGGAACCACCUUUAAGGAGGCCUUUGUCAUUGGGCUGUGUGGAGGCAGCGCUUCUGGGAAAACCACUGUGGCCAACAAGAUCAUCGAGGCGCUGGACGUUCCCUGGGUGGUGCUGCUGUCCAUGGAAUCCUUCUACAAGGUCCUGACCAAAGAAGAGCAGGAGCUGGCGGUCAGGAGUGAGUACAACUUCGACCACCCGGAUGCCUUUGACUUUGAGCUGCUGGUGAGCGUGUUGAGGAAACUCAAGAAAGGGAAGAGCGUCAAAGUGCCCGUGUACGACUUCACCUCCCACAGUCGGCGGAAGGAGUGGAAGACCGUCUAUGGGGCCAAUGUCGUCAUUUUCGAAGGGAUCUUGGCUUUCGCUAACAAGGAGCUGCUAAAGCUACUGGACAUGAAGGUGUUUGUGGAUACGGACUCGGACAUCCGGCUGGUCCGUCGCCUGAAGAGGAACAUCACGGAGCGAGGGCGCGACAUCGCCGGGGUCAUCAAGCAGUACAACAAGUUCGUGAAGCCAGCCUUUGAGCAAUACAUCGAGCCCACAGUGCAGGUGGCUGACAUUGUGGUUCCCAGGGGAGGGGAGAACUUUGUGGCUCUGGACCUGAUCGUACAGCACGUGCACAGCCAGCUGGAGAAGCGCGAGAUCACCGUGAGAUCCGCCCUGGCUUCCGCCCACCAAGGGCAGCCUUUGCCUGCCACUCUAAGUGUGAUGGAGAGCACGCCUCAGGUGCGGGGAAUGCACACCAUCAUCAGGAAUAAGGACACGAAUCGGGACGAGUUUAUUUUCUACUCCAAGAGACUAAUGCGGCUCCUGAUCGAACACGCCCUGUCCUUCCUGCCACUGGAGACAGUGUCCGUGGAGACACCCCAAGGAAGCAUUUAUGAGGGGAAGAGACUCGGUGGCAAAAGGAUCGCAGGCGUGUCCAUCCUCAGGGCGGGCGAGACUAUGGAGCAGGCCCUGACGGCCGUGUGCAAAGACAUCCGGCUGGGGAAGAUCCUCAUUCAGACCAACCACGACACGGGCGAGCCUGAGCUUCACUACCUGCGUCUCCCUAAAGACAUCAGUGAGGACUACGUGAUCCUGAUGGACAGCACAGCAGUGUCGACGGGGGCUGCGGCCCUCAUGGCUGUCAGGGUCCUGCUGGACCACGACGUGCAGGAGGACAAGAUCUUCCUGCUGUCGCUGCUGAUGGCGGAGAUGGGCGUCCACUCCGUGGCCUACGCCUUCCCCAAGGUGCGCAUCAUCACCACCGCUGUGGACAAGAAGGUCAACGAUGAGUUCCACAUCAUCCCAGGGAUUGGAAACUUUGGAGAUCGUUACUUUGGGACGGAUGCUCCCUCUGACUGGUAUGAGACUGACGAGGGCAAUGGACCACUGAGGAGGCAGCCUUCCCCUGCCCCGUUUGUGCCCUGCGACGAAUCUCCACCCCCGGCCCGCCCUGCCCAUCCCGCCUCCGCAGCCCGGACAGCUUGCUUAGAUGCAGGCAGCAAACCCCUGCUGCAGUCUCAGAAGGAAACUGCUCUGGCCUUGAAGGUCCUUGGUCUGCCUACCACCCGAUUCGAGGUCUUUCAUGUCUGACCCCUGAUUUUGAGUUCAGCAAGCUCCACUGAUUCCCAGCAGCUCUGUGCAUAUGGACGUACUGGGGGUGGGCGACAGUCUGCUUCUUGGGCGUUUAAUUUUUCUCCACUGCUACUCCAUUGUAAUAUAUUAAUUAGACUUUGCUAGCAGGCAUAUAGGGGAGAUGUUACAAUGGUUUUAUGAGGUUUCAGGGUAGGUUUGGAAAACGUGAUUUCGCAGGAGGUGUGACGAGACUGUCCUGUAGGUGGCGCUGUGUAAAUACGCCAUGAUACAAGGAUCUUUGACUUGUGAGGAAUGGAUGUCAUUGGAGGCCUCGUUGCCGUGUACUGUAAAAAUAAAACUAGCCAUUUAAAAUGCGUUCUACCCAGCCGAAGACUUCGCCCCAUUCAAACCUUGUUUUAUUUCAGAAUUAUUCCUGUGGUUUACAGAAAGUUCAUCUUGGAUAGUCUUUUUGUGAAAGGGACUGCUGUGGUUUUGGGGGGGGGGGUGGAUAACUGGAUGUGCAGUGAAAAAUGGUAUUGAGAGCCAGGGAGCCUGUGGGCUUAGGGUUCUCUGUCUGUGUUCCAGCUGAAGCCAGUGUUUAGGUGUUAUGGACGUCCACCUUACACCCAAUACUCUGGGUUAACAUACUUGAAUGACACUUCUACUUAAGUUAUUUGCCCAGUUCAUUUAAUGAUCAGGGGCUGUCUGACUGUAUUCUGGGUGUAGCCGUGUCUUGGUGUAUACCAUCUUUAAAGAGAGCUCAGUCUCUUUAUAGCUUGAAACUUGAAUCCCAGGUUGGUAAGAGAGCGCAGCAAUAGUGAGGUGCAGUGGGUCUUGACUCGGAGCCAAGACAACCAUGCGUUCCGGUGCUGGAUGGAGCGGCAGCUGGCUUCAUAUCAGGAUGUGCUUAAUAGCAUCUGACUCAGAAAGCGUGCCCGACGUUUGGUGCCUGCGUUUGGCGUUAAGAAGCCCCGACAGUGGCACUAAACAUGAGCUAAAUAUGUCUUCUUUUUUUGCAUUAUGUCCAAAGGUCAGACAUGAUCCAGCACACAGUCUAUCUUUUGGACUGGCUGGUCGGUGAAUGUUUCUCUGUAAGUGUGCUAUUGUGUUUUAAUCAAGUCGGGGCCUUAAAAGUGUUUUUCAGAGGAGAACCUGUCAAUUAUAACUUGGUCCCGGUGAAAAGCAAGCAGCUUGUUCAGCGCAGUUUGAGGUGUUCAGAUUGGUUGUCACGCGUUUUUUUUUCCCUGAAUGAGACGGUCACCAUGGUAAACCAGAGUGCUGAUGGUACCCGCAGAUGGUCCUGCUUACCAAUUACUACGCAUCCCGCCUUUAAUUUGAACUACUUGAUAUUGUCAGCAUACUAGUUUUAAAAAUAUGGUACAAACACUCAUUUUGUGGAUAGUUACUCCCGUUAUGUAAAUCACUGCCAUGAAUUAAAGGGACUGCAGCCCGUGAAUGUGACGAAAUGACGUUUUUUAAAGCUAAAAAUGCCAAGUUUUUUAUGCCUCGUUCAUUUUAGAAUAGGUUAACAGCUGACUUGACCAAAAAUUAAGCUGCAAGUGAACUUGAAUACUGACAUCACGACAUUAUCGUUGUAAGAGGUUUUGUUUACUCAGCUUUAAAGCGAUUUUUAUUGA
Molecule: messenger RNA, 3524 nt
Organism: Brienomyrus brachyistius
Lineage: Eukaryota; Metazoa; Chordata; Actinopteri; Osteoglossiformes; Mormyridae
Product: uridine-cytidine kinase-like 1
Cellular component (GO): cytoplasm
Molecular function (GO): kinase activity; ATP binding
Source: RefSeq, a predicted model, not a curated record